Molecule: messenger RNA, 1683 nt
Organism: Exophiala mesophila
Lineage: Eukaryota; Fungi; Ascomycota; Eurotiomycetes; Chaetothyriales; Herpotrichiellaceae
Exons: 1
Coding region: 1-1683 (560 amino acids)
Biological process (GO): DNA repair; DNA-templated DNA replication; regulation of DNA repair
Cellular component (GO): nucleus
Molecular function (GO): ATP binding; single-stranded DNA helicase activity; enzyme activator activity
Source: RefSeq, a predicted model, not a curated record
AUGGUCCAAUGUCCAAUAUGCGGCAAAUCCGUCAAGCAGGCCAACAUCAACAACCACAUCGACUCCAAUUGUCUGCAAGACGUUGAGUCCGACAAACCCACCCCAUCCAUAAAAUCUUCCCCCUCGGUCGCCGGUGUCUUCAGAACUCCUGCCAAACGAGAUGCUGCUGCGAACUUCUUCUCCUCCUCCCAGCCAGUUAGGCCCUCUCCCAGUCUGAUCGAUGUCCACUCCACUCCAACCUCUCUGAAACGCUCCUUUGAUUCAGUAUCCACAAACCAUACCAAUGGUGUCAGCCAUGGCGAGGAACUUCGUAAGAGCGAAGAUAAUGACAUGCGGAAUGAACCCUCUCAAUCCCACCAUAGCUCACAUAACCUGGAUUCAUCCCUCAACCCACCACCAUCUAAAAAACCUAAACUAUCUGCCUUGGAUAAAGCCGCCCCAUUGGCAGAACGCAUGCGCCCGCGCACCCUCUCCGAGAUCUCCGGUCAAGAUCUCGUCGGCCCAAAUGGCAUCCUCCGUGGAUUAAUCGAAGCAGACCGUGUUCCAUCCAUGGUCCUCUGGGGUGGCGCCGGCACUGGUAAAACCACCAUUGCUCGUGUCAUUGCCAGCAUGGUGGGCAGCCGCUUCGUUGAAAUCAACUCUGCCAACUCUGGUGUCGCCGAAGUCAAGAAGAUCUUCGCUGAAGCCAGGUCAGAGCUGUCAUUGACAGGAAGAAAAACCAUCCUCUUCUGUGAUGAAAUCCACCGGUUCAGCAAAUCACAGCAGGAUGUCUUUCUGGCACCGGUCGAGGCUGGAAUUGUAACACUGAUUGCAGCAACGACGGAGAAUCCCAGUUUCAAAGUGCAGAACGCCCUCCUCAGUCGCUGUCGGACGUUUACUCUCUCCAAACUGACUGAGUCUGACAUUGUAGAUAUUCUCGAGAGGGCUCUGGCAAAGGAGACCGAAAACGAACGGUACACACCCUCUGAAUUGGUAGAUGGUGACCUGUUGAAAUAUCUGGCCACAUUCGCUGAUGGAGAUGCUCGCACCGCCUUGAAUCUACUCGAGUUGGUCAUGGAGCUCAGUCAACGCAAGGAUAUGACCCUGGAGCAAUUAAAACAGUCACUGACCAAAACACUCGUCUACGACCGAGCCGGCGAUCAACACUACGACACCAUCUCCGCAUUUCACAAAUCGGUCCGUGGUGGCGACGCUGACGCCGCUUUGUAUUAUUUGGCUCGCAUGAUUCAAUCUGGAGAAGACGCUUUGUACAUUGCCCGCAGAAUGAUCGUGAUUGCAUCGGAGGAUGUGGGCCUCGCUGACAACUCGAUGCUCCCACUGGCCACUGCAGCGUACACUGCAGCGGAAAAGGUUGGUCUGCCAGAGGCCCGGAUCAAUCUUGCUCAUGUCACCGUUGCGUUAUGCCAUGCACCAAAAUCCACCAGAGCUUACCGAGGCCUUGCCAAUGCUAUGCAUGCCCUUCAGGAGCCUGGAAUCGCCGGUUUACCCAUACCUAUCCAUCUGCGUAAUGCGCCGACCAGACUAAUGAAGGAGCUUGGAUAUGGCAAGGAAUACAAAUACAAUCCAGACUAUGUCGGAGGGAAAGUCAAACAGGACUACUUGCCUGAUAAACUUCAGGGCCAAUUCUUUUUGGAGGAUACCGAUUUUGGUGACAAAGUGGACAAAGAUUUGGACACCGAAUAG